Gossypium raimondii (Peruvian cotton) is the source of this 1074-nucleotide messenger RNA. Its product is annotated as probable transmembrane ascorbate ferrireductase 4. Bases 161 to 910 code for a protein of 249 amino acids. The transcript has 4 exons. NCBI's taxonomy places the organism in Eukaryota, Viridiplantae, Streptophyta, Magnoliopsida, Malvales, Malvaceae. Gene Ontology annotation, molecular function: oxidoreductase activity. The record is from RefSeq and is a predicted model, not a curated record.
CAGUAAAUAAAAUAUAAAAACUUUCCAUAUAAAGUAUUGUUAAAGGUGUCAUGUCUUUGGUCCUUUACUCUUUGCAGCCUGCUAGAUCUGAGAGUGUGUGUCGGUAGCUAUCCUCUCGCCACUUCACUCAUCAGCUCAGCUCUACUCAAACUGAAGUUGCAUGUUUCUAAACAAGCCCAUGGCUGCAGUUUCUCCACCUUUGGUUCCACCUCUCUUAUUUGCUAGAAUAUCAGGGAUCCUAGUGGCAGCUUUGGUCCUCUCGUGGGCUCUUCUUUUCAAGUCUAGCUUCCUUCCUCACUCUUCUUUACCCUCCCAAGAAGACCUCAUCUUUGCAGUCCUCCAUCCUUUGCUCAUGGUGAUUGGCUUCAUUCUCAUAAGCGGGGAAGCUAUAUUGAUACACAGAUGGUUGCCUGGUUCAAGGAAUUUGAAGAAAUCUGUGCAUUUGUGCCUUCAAGGGGUGGCUUUAGGUUGUGGGGUUUUUGGGGUUUGGACAAAGUUCCAUGGACAAGAUGGAAUUGUGGCUAAUUUUUUCAGCCUGCAUUCUUGGAUGGGUUUGAUCUGUGUCAGCUUGUUUGGAGCUCAGUGGUUGGUGGGUUUUCUAAGCUUUUGGCACCGAGGUGAAGUGCGGACGACAAGAGCAAAGGUGUUGCCGUGGCAUAUCUUCCUUGGUCUCUACACUUAUGGCUUAGCAGUGGCAACAGCGGAAACGGGGCUGUUAGAGAAAUUGACAUUCUUGCAAAGCAGGCGGACUGCAUCCAAACACUGUCCGGAGUCCAUGAUUGUUAAUAGUCUAGGUCUGGGGUUGGUUCUCCUCUGUGGCAUUGUCAUAUUGACGGCAGUUUCGCCUAAAUAUCAUGCUCUGCAAACCAAACUUAUGUAUUCCUCAGAUACCAAGUGUUUGUCCUCUUGAUCACAUGAUUAGAGAUCCAAAAGAAAUAAAAAGUCAUUCCUAUACUGUUUCUUAUACUUAUUGUAUAUAAUGUAAAGUGUGGGGAUUUGGAGAGGAAUGAUUUGUGUUUUCUUAAAUGGAAAGUCCUAUCUACAAGAUGAAAGUCCUAAGGGAUUUAAACUCUA